UUACCCGUCAUGCCGCGGGUGAGGUGAGGAUGGCUGGCCGUCUGGUGUUGUUGGUGCUGUGGGCUGCUGGCUCCGGGAUGUGCUGGCAGCUGUCCUCCCUCCAAUGCAGCCUGUACCCCAGCAGCUCCUGUGAGUGCGGUUUCCAGCCCAGCUUGGACGCCUUGGAGUGUGACCUUGCUCGGAAUUUGUUUGGGCAGCACCUGGCCCAGGAGCUGGUGGUGAAAGCUCUGAGGGAGUUUGUGGAGACGGAUUACCCCAGCAAGCCGCUUGUAUUAUCCUUCCACGGCUGGAGUGGCACAGGCAAGACGUUCCUGAGUUCCCUGAUGGUGAAACAUUUGUACAGAGAUGGAAUCCGCAGCCCGUACGUCCAUCACUUCUCUCCCAUCCUGGACUUCCCUCAUGCUCAGAAUCUCGAUCAGUACAAGGAGAAUCUCAAACAGUGGAUCCAGGGUAACCUCACUGCUUGUGGCCGAUCCUUGUUCCUGUUUGAGGAGAUGGACAAAAUGCACCCGGGGCUCAUUGAUGUCAUCGUCCCCUUCCUGGGCCCGUCGUGGGUGGUGUUUGGCUCAAAUUACAAGAAGGCUAUAUUUAUCUUCAUAAGCAAUUCAGGAGGAGAUGACAUCAAUCGGGUAGCUCUGAAAUUCUGGAGAGAACGCCGGGACAGAGAAGAGAUCCAGCUGAGCGAUGUAGGGCCGGCUAUAGCCAACGCUGUGAUAUCAGACCGUGAACAUGGCUUCUGGCGGUCCGAGAUCAUCAAGCAGAACCUCAUAGACUUCAUUGUGCCUUUUUUACCCCUGCGUCCUAACCACGUCAGACAGUGCGUUCGCAGUGAGCUGGUACAGCAACGCUUGGCGAAUGAGAGAGAUAUUGUUCAGUCUGUGGCAGACAGUCUGGUUUACAUUCCUGAAGCCGAAAAGGUUUUCUCAUCGACGGGCUGCAAAACAAUCCCAUCUCGCAUCAACUACUACCUUUGAGUGUCUGCCCUGCGUACAGGUAGAGGAGACUUGGAGACAUCUCUAUACAAUGAGCCAAGCUUUGUCUCUCUAGAAACACCUCCGAGUCUCCCCUUGGUGGGAGAUAGUGGCUGCUACGUCACCCGGCGUCUAGUUAUCUAGGGAGGCUGCUGAUUGCUACGUACAAAGUUCAGUGUGUUAUGAUGGCUCUGUGGAAAUAUUACCGGAUAAGUGACCUGUUUACAAGGACU
Molecule: messenger RNA, 1204 nt
Organism: Nanorana parkeri
Lineage: Eukaryota; Metazoa; Chordata; Amphibia; Anura; Dicroglossidae
Gene: TOR2A
Product: torsin family 2 member A
Exons: 5
Coding region: 30-974 (314 amino acids)
Cellular component (GO): endoplasmic reticulum lumen; endoplasmic reticulum; nuclear envelope
Molecular function (GO): ATP hydrolysis activity; ATP binding
Source: RefSeq, a predicted model, not a curated record